GGCCCGUCGUGGGGUAUGUCAGCCAGCGCGGACAUAUCAUGUUAGAGCGAGCCACGACGACGUAUCGAGCGAUCGUCGCCUCACUUCAAGAGAGACUCUCGCGCGGAGUGUCGUCGGCACGCUUCGGUUAUCGCGUAGCGUAGCUCGCGCGUACAAUACGCGCGCACUUCACGGUGUACCGUUCAACGCGGCGGCAGUCGAGCGCCGGAUGCGUUUUGAACGCGCGCUCCUCUUCGUUGUCGUCGUCGCCGGCCUCUGAUCGCCUGGGACCCCGUCCGGCCGGAAGGAACCCGGACGGACGUGGAUGCGCCUCCUCCGUUGUCGUCGUCCUCGCACACGAUCGUCGCACAUCGCGUCCUUCCUCGUCCUGAGAGAGCGCCGCUAUGCUGACGCUGCAGCAUCAACGGGAACAGACAAUAGCUCGGAAAUGGGGCUGAAACGACGGCGUAACAAACUAAGUGCGGGACGUCGAUGAAGUAAUCAGCUCCGUACCUGCGAGAAGAAGAAGAUGAUGACUGCCAUGGCCCGAUUGCCCUGCAAGCAAUCGUCCGCGCCCUCGCAGCAGCCGAGAGUGAACAAUUUCGGUAACAGCCGGAAUCCUUACUGGGAUAUGCAGCAGGCAAGGCAUCCUGCGCCGCCGUACGUCAGGAAUCAUCAUCGGCAUACCGAUCAUACAGGGAAGCGGAAGAGCGCCGUGGAGCUGCUGCAAGAGACCAAGGCCUUUUACGUGAAGAGUGAGACUGUGCUGGACCGCAAGCAGGAGCUGAAGAACAGCGGGCAUCUGCAGGUAUCGCAGUUAAGUGCUCCAGGCGCGCCGCCACCCAGGUUGCUGCGAAAAUGUACCGGCAAUUCGUCUUGCCCUAUGCAGCCGACGUCGCCGUCGCAGUUGCAGCCGACCCCCUUGACGCCGCCCUGCUGCUGGGCAUCGUGUCACGAACAGGACAGAUUAGAUGGGAUUCUGAGUCCGCAACAAACACUGCCACCCGCGCUGCCACCGAAGAGUCCGCGUCUGGUACCGGUACCCCAAAGACGGACGAUUUCAGGGCCCCCGAGCGGUACCGGGGGCGACCAGUUGCAAACAAAGUUGCGCCGCCUCCUGAACACCGACAGCAAAGAAAACGUGUUCUUCCCGGAGAGCCCGCCGCAGAGCACGGUGCAGAGCAACGGCGUGCCGUCGCGGGAGGAGAAGUUCCGGUACUCGCCCGGAAGUCUCUCAUCCGGCUGUCGCGACGAGGAUCGCGUACUGAAUAUUAUACGCGCGCUCAUCGAUAAGUGCUGCAUCGAUUGGCGAGCGCGUCGUUACACGUCGUCAUCGUUCGUUUCGCAGCACUGUGCGCCGCAGGACGUUCGCUUCAAAUUCGGCAGGAGCAACUCGCACUCGCACACCUCCGGGCGGUCCAGUCGGAAAUCGAACAACUCGCCGUCGGUGGAGAACACGAUAUGUCACAAGUCGCUGCCGGAUCUCCACACGAGCACGCGUCGCCGGGCGUCGUUGUCGCCUCGCGCCUCCACGAAAUUGUCUGCGAAGCCGCCUGCCCAUCAUCAAGCUACCAACACGAGCAACUGCCCGGACUACGAGACCAGUUCAGAUUAUUCGGAUCAUAGUUUCAAGCGUGACGCCGUUUGUUAUCGCAGUUCUCGCCAUAUUAGGCGAUCGCUGGGAUCCGGUGGCGGCGAUGCGAGCAGCGUGUUGUCCUCGGGCGGGCGAACGCAGAAGUCGUCGGGUUCCAGCAAGUUGAGCCACGGUGCGACAGCCAGGGACUCGGGCGGUUCAUCUGGACACUGCACUCAUCGCAGCGAACCAGCACCUAGAAUACAAGAUUGCUGGACUCAUAUACGCAGAGACAGCGGCGCAUCUACGCAGCAUUCCACCGAGAAGGAUCGGUCGAGAAAGGGUAGUUACGUCGGUGGUACACUUCCCUCCGUCGUGAGACACUACAGUCCGGACUCCGAGAGCAGCAACAGUCAGACGGACUACAGUCCAACCUGUAACUCGAGGUUUUCCGAUGGUUGGAAGGAAGGUCGCGGCCGGCCAAUCCUAAGGUCGAAGUCGGACAUCAGUGAUCGGUAUUGGCGGCAAGAUAACGGGCGUUCCAGCAAGGUAUCCUCCCGCCCGCUACGAUCGAUGACCCAGCUGGAGAACUUCUUCGACCGUUUAGGACUGGACUCGGACAACUACCAACGUAUCACGGAGCCUGACUCGAAGUCGACGUCGCCGGUGUUCUUCGACAGUGUCAGCUCCGUCGAUUCGGCGCUGGGUCUGUACUCCUGGGUCAGCAACAGUCAAGCGAAUCAGAGCAGCCAGUGGCAGAAUAACUGCAGCAUCGGCAUGGGUAACGACGAGUGCAACCAAAGGGUAAACGAUCCGCCGAGCAUCGUCGAGCGAAACGCGCGUAUCAUCAAGUGGCUUUGUCAGUGCCGCAAAGUGCAGUUAGGAUACAGUUAAACAACGAGUUUCUCAAUGCGGGCAGUCCCUCGUUUCCGAUAACGAUAACGCUUCAACGAGGCGGCAGCGUUCGCCAGUUUACUAAAUGAUACAUUGGACACUCUCCGUGGAAAUGCCGAAUUCAGUACGUUUCUCUACGUAAAUGUGGAAUUGAUUGACUCUUUUCACCAUCCCUUUUUCUCAUUUACUACUCGCGCAAAAAUUAAUCAUUUAGGGAUCUUGAUCGAUCUUGCGUUAGCUGUUUGUUGAGAGGAUUAUUAUUACUGUCGUUUUAAUUUAUUGUGCUUAACAAUAGAUGAAUCUAUGUGUGCCAUUUAUAAGUACUUGUUAUGGUUACAUACGUUGUGCCUUUUGUCAAAUUGUCACAUUGUUGUCGAUUCAGAGUAAAAAGUCUUCAAGUUUUACGUGAUAUUUGAGAAUUGUCGCGUUGAUUUUUAUAUUAGAUUCUAUAUAUGAAAUCUCUUUGGUGAUUUUCGAUAUUUUUGAAGGCACAUUGAAAUUCUUGCUUGUACAUGUAAAUGUUCUCGGGCAAAUUCGUUAUUGCGUUUAGACGUUAUUAAUCUUGUAAUAAAUCUAUGGUACGUUAAGGGAAUAUUUUUCCUAUUUAGCAAAGCAAUACUAGAUUAUUGCAAGAUAUUAGUAAAGUUGUGCAUAAGGAAUGUGAACAAUUUUUAUUACGCAUUUUGAUGUAAAAAGAUAUAAAUUUAGCGAAAGAUGCGUGUCUCCCGUUUCUGAUCUUGAGAACGAUUACUUAAUUUGUAGGAACAAAGUACUCGAAUGAAAGAUAUUUAUCUCGAUUUUAUGAAAACUUAUAGAUCUAAUUUCGUAAAAAGUAAAAAAAGAUUAAAAGAAUGUUGCCUUUACUCUUGUUGGUUUUUAAAAACCACACGUACGUAUUUAAAGUGAAAUAAGCGUUCAAUUGAUGUUGAUAUUUCAUGAAAUUUAGAAAACGAUCGAUAAGUUAUACAGAUAGCUUGGUGUUAAACGAAAAUAGAUGAAAAUAUGAUUCCAGUUUUGUAGUUUCGUAGGAAUUGAUGUGAUCUACAUUAAUGCUGUAUAAAACGAGAACGCUCACUUGUCAUCGUUCUAUUUUAAUAAUGAUUAUACAAAGGUUUGUGCUAACUUCAUCGUAUUAAUCCUCAUGCGCAUCUCUCUAUCUCUCUCUCUCUAGUUUGGUUUUAGUAUCAUACAACGUCAUUCACAUACAGAAAUGGGGUAUAGUAAAUGUCUAUUUUCUGAAUUUACCUGAAAUACAAAAUCUAGUUAAUACGCUACAAAUUAACGAAGGCUAUGUGAAAACUCGAAAAGUGACAUUAUCCCUUGAUAUGCGAGUCCCACGCACGUUAAAUUACGUUUCUGUCAUUUUUUUCCAGUUGUUGCACAGAGAUCUAUUAUCGUACUUACAAGGUAAUGCGUAAUGCAGAUGCAUUGAUAAUCGUAGAAUAAUUAAUUUAAGGAUUGCUGAAUUAUGUAGAUCGUUGUUUCCAAAGUCACAGGUUUACACAAGGGAUACUACGGCAACUUUGUACUUAUCGUUUCUUCAUUAUCUAGUUCUCGCCUCGUUCUCGUUUCGUGCAUAAUAUCCAAUUGCGACAUGAGAUGACGAUAUAUUCUUUGGAAAGUGUGAUACUUGUAUUACCACGCGUGUAGUUAUGUCAUUCUUCUGAUUGGAUGUAAAUCCGAGCGAGGCGUUAUCUGCGUUACCUACUUUUUUUUUGUCAGAAACAUUUCAAUUUUUUGCUGUGCAAUAACCAACGGUAUCGUUAUCCGCACGGUUUAUAGAAUUUAAUCACUGACUUUCUAUUCAGUUCCCUCUACUCUAUGGCAAUCAAAGUACGCGUAGUAGUGUAGAAAGACUUUAGAUGUUGAUGAUGAAGGUGUUGUCACUUGCACGAUUCAUAUAUUCUUGUAAAAUGCGAUUCGUGUGUGCGAAAGGUAGAACCACUCGUUCUUCUCCCUCAUUUCCGAUGGAUUAUAGAUGUUUUAAAUGUGUAAUUAACAGUUUCGCAUAGUUUUUAACUGAAACACAAUAUGACUCGUUUCCGUAAAACGGGGAGAGAUCGAUUUCCCAUACAAUAAAAUCCUGUGUUCUUUUCGAGAGCAAGCGAUUAAACCGGAAUCCUUGUACACUGAGCUGUCUCAGGGCGUUUCGUACCAAGCGCAAAUAUCAGAGGCCAAAUUGAGGAAACCAAGUAGACUUGUUAAUUACUAAAAACGUAGGAGUCUGAUGAAUCAAGCUUCUAAACUGUCAGUUUACUGAACCAAUAUAUAUCUGACAUCGUAAAAACUGUGAAAAAUGAAACGGCAUCGAGACUUUAAGCGCAUCGCCAAAGGAUUCAAAGUCGCGAGCAGAUUACUAUAAGGUGUGCUCGAGGCACUGUGUACAAGGCGUUUAUUGGCGCAACAGUAGUAUACAACUAGCGUUUGCUAUAUUUACGAGUUUCCAGCAAGGAGAUAUAUAAAUAUAGAUAUACAGAAUUUAUAAAGUUUAUAAUCGCUGCUGUAGUCAAUUGUGAAACGUUAUUGCACAAAAUUAGACGUAUGUACGACAGAUCAUAUAUGCUUGUAACGUGUGUACAUGGGCUUGCACGUAUGCAUGUACAUACACGCGCCCACUGAAUUUCGAAGUCGCGUAAUCUGAUUUUUCACGAUAGGAAAGAAGACAUUUAGACGUCGCAUUACGCUGUGCAUUUAUACACUCUUUAGGGACUAACGUCGAAAACAUUUGGAAUUGGAUUCACGCGAAUGGGCGACACUGAGAAUUAAGUUAGAUUAAUUGAGAUUAGUUUUUAACGCCAACACGCAUAAUAGAUUCCGCGAUACACCUGCUUUGUGAAUUGUUAUUAUUUUAGAUCUUAAGCAGGACAUUCGAGAACAAUAAAAUUAUAUAUGUACAGCUAAAUUUCGCUUUACAUUAAUGCGAAAUUUAGCAUUAUAAUAUAUUAAAUGACUAAAUGCUUAUAUGCAGAUGUUCAUAUAUAUAUAAUAUUACUCUCAUUACGUAUUAAGUGAUCGAUUGAAAAGGAACUUGCUGUUCUCUUUGUAUAUUUUCCAAUGUUGUAUGGCUACACAUGUGUUUUAAGCAUUAGUCAUUUUAUUUUGUAAUUCUCUUUAGAUAUUAUUCUGCUUUGUUGUUCACGAAAAAUAUUUUACGAGUUGUUGCGGUUUCUUACAAUGCGUUUUUCUUUAAAUUAUCUGUAAGCAAUCUCGAGAAAAAUAAGAAUAUCAAAACAAAUAUACUUUAUCUUAAAAGUACACAGACACACACACACACAUAUUAGUAUGGAGAGAAUAAGGAUUGAAGAUAUUUGUAUGAGACGUUUGAAUUCUGCAAUGAUUCUCUUGAUCUUUCUCGGGUAUCUGUUACAUACUUAAUCCAAACGAUGGGUUAAAAAUUUAAAAAAGAAUUCUGUAUUUUCUUGUACCGAGGCCCGAAUAUUUUUGUAUAUGUAUAAGAACAGAUGAGAAGAAGAGAUGAAUCGAAGCUCUUUUUGUAAACUUAGAUAAGAAUGUGCACUUACAUUGUGAAAUUUCAACAUAUUGAUAUAAUAUUUUGUGAUGCAUAAUAUUUAAUAUUGUUAAAAUCAUAAAUUUUUAAUUGCUUUUAUAAUCUAGUCAUGUAGAAUGAAAUAUGUUAAACUUCAAAAUAAUAUUAUUAAAUUCCUUCUAUAUAUCA
Molecule: messenger RNA, 6122 nt
Organism: Ooceraea biroi (clonal raider ant)
Lineage: Eukaryota; Metazoa; Arthropoda; Insecta; Hymenoptera; Formicidae
Source: RefSeq, a predicted model, not a curated record